AUAUUAGAUUAUCUAAUUUAUAAAAAAAAAAAAUUAUAAAUAAAAAAAUAAAUUAAUAUAUUUUUAAAAAAGAGGCGUCUCCAGCUCGAAAUCUCAACAUGCAGCUGAUGGCCUAUUUGGCAGCAAAUGAAAAAGGAAAAUCAGCAAAUACAGAAGGGGAAAAAUUGCCUGAAUGAACAACCAAGAAAUUAAAAAGUAAAAACUUGAUUUCAGCAACCUCAUCAUCAGUAAAACAAUCAAAUCAUAGAAAGGACCCACCAAAAGAAAUGUCUCGAAAUCAUUGAAUCUGUACGGAAUGGUAGCCGUGGCAUCAAAAUUCACCAACCAAAAUACCUAAAAGCACGAACUGUAAUGAAACCUAUUGGUCGAGAAAACGCAUGAGCAUCCCCUACCUGUUAACGUAGUCAGACUUCCUCAAACAGUAGUCUCUAAUUCCCUACCCAAAAUUAGGUAAGAGACCCAAUUCUAAUCAUAAUUUUUGUUUUCAAAUCUUUUACUUCAAUUAGGUUUAUAGGAAAUUUUUUAAUUUUGAAGUGUUUGCUCCUUUGCUGAUUCAAACCCAAAGAAUUAUUUGUUUUUGCUCGGAAUGAUUUGAAGCUGCUUUCUUAGUGGUUUGGUGGGGUUAGGCAAGGCCAUGGAGGGGACUAAAUUAAUAGCGAUUUGCCAGUUGGGCGGUGAAUUUGAGACUGAUAACGAAGGGUCAUUGUCUUAUAGAGGUGGCGAUGCUCAUGCUAUAGAUAUUGAUGACCAAAUGGAGUUUAGUGACUUCAAGGCAGAAGUUGCUGAAAUGUUUAAUUGCAGCGUCAAUACCAUAUCUCUCAAGUACUUUCUACCGGGCAAUAGGAAGACUCUCAUUACCAUCUCCAAUGACAAAGACCUAAAGCGGAUGAUAAAAUUUCAUGGCGAUUCUGUCACCACCGACAUAUAUGUAAUAAUGGAAGAUAUUAUUCUGCCUGAUAUCUCAAACUUGCCCGCCAGUAGAUCAAGCAGAACAACCUUGUCAGAAGCAGUGCCUCCUGUUGAUGCACCUCUGGCUGUCAAUGGUACUAUGCAAUCAGCUAUCGAACUUGCUGGACCUCUUGAUGUUGUAGUUGAUACUGAUCAUGUAAAUAUCAAUAUUGAUGAGGUACAGAUUGAUCAGCCACUUGACAUUUCACCAAUUCUUCCUCUCGUUGGUUCCAGUGAUGAGGGGCAUGCAAAAGGUGCACAGCAGUGGCAGAAUACAAUUACUGGGGUGGGUCAAAGGUUCAGCAGUGUUCAUGAAUUUCGUGAAUCAUUGCGUAAAUAUGCCAUUGCACAUCAGUUUGCUUUUAGGUAUAAGAAGAAUGACAGUCACCGAGUGACUGUUAAAUGCAAAGCGGAAGGUUGUCCUUGGAGAAUUCAUGCAUCAAGGUUAUCAACCACACAACUAAUCUGUAUAAAGAAAAUGAAUCCAACACAUACAUGUGAAGGAUCUGUGCUGACGACUGGGCAUCAAGCAACUCGAAGUUGGGUGGCUAGCAUCAUUAAGGAAAAGUUGAAAGUUUUUCCAAAUUACAAGCCUAAGGAUAUUGUCAAUGACAUAAAACAAGAAUAUGGAAUUCAACUAAAUUAUUUUCAGGCAUGGCGUGGGAAAGAAAUUGCAAAGGAGCAGCUUCAAGGUUCGUACAAAGAAGCAUAUAAUCAGUUACCUUUGUUCUGUGAAAAGAUAACAGAAACUAAUCCUGGCAGUUAUGCUACUUUCACCACUAAGGAAGACUCGAGCUUCCAACGCCUCUUUGUGUCAUUCCAUGCUUCAUUGUAUGGUUUUCUUCAAGGUUGUAGGCCUCUCCUUUUCCUUGACGGUAUACCUUUGAAGUCAAAAUAUCAAGGCACAUUGUUAGCUGCAACAGCCGCAGAUGGGAAUGAUGGUGUAUUUCCAGUAGCUUUUGCUGUAGUAGAUGCAGAGACUGAUGAUAACUGGCAUUGGUUUUUACUACAACUCAAAACUGCACUAUCAACAUCUUGUCCCAUAACAUUUGUGGCAGACAGACAGAAGGGUUUAAAGGAAUCAAUUGCUGAUAUAUUUAAAGAUUCAUACCAUGGCUAUUGCCUGCGGUACUUGACUGAGCAACUUAUUCGAGAUUUGAAGGGGCAGUUUUCUCAUGAGGUGAAGCGGCUUAUGAUUGAGGACUUCUAUUCUGCUGCUUGUGCACUCAGGCCUGAAGUCUUCCAGAGGUGCAUUGAGAGCAUCAAAAGCAUUUCACUAGACGCUUACAAUUGGAUCAUACAAAGUGAGCCCCAAAACUGGGCAAAUGCAUUUUUCCAGGGUGCAAGAUAUAACCAUUUGACAUCUAAUUUUGGAGAGAUGUUCUAUAGUUGGGCAUCAGAAGCUCAUGAGUUACCAAUAACACAGAUGGUUGAUGCUAUACGGGGUAAGAUUAUGGAGUUGAUUUAUACACAGCGGGCUGAAUCUGACCUAUGGAUGACAAGGUUAACUCCUUCCAUGGAGGAAAAACUUGACAAGGAGAUCUUAAAAUCCCGUUCCCUUCAAGUGCUACUUUCAGCUGGCAGCACAUUUGAGGUUCGAGGUGAAUCAGUGGAAGUACUCGAUAUUGAUCAGUGGGACUGUAGCUGCAAAGGGUGGCAGCUUACUGGAUUACCUUGCUGCCAUGCCAUUGCUGUCAUUAGUUGUAUUCAGAGGAACCCAUAUGAAUUUUGUUCAAGAUACUUCACAAUUGAGAGCUACAGAUUAACAUAUUCAGAGUCAGUUCACCCAAUACCAAAUGUCGACUGGCCUGUCCAGAAAGAUUCUUCUCAGGUCAUAGUAACUGUGUCCCCUCCUCCAACACGACGUCCUCCAGGCCGGCCCACUACAAAGAGGUCUGGACUACAGGAUGUAGUUAAACGUCAGCUCCAGUGCAGUAGAUGCAAGGGACUUGGCCACAACAAAUCCACUUGCAAGGAGCUUUUAUAGUGUUAGAAGAGCUUUUUGUAAAGUGUUAGGCACUGGAUGGCAUCCACAAACCAGAGGCAUCAGAAUUUAUACAUACGAGCUGAGUAAAACCUGCAGCAUGAAGUGGAGGAAUCUGAGGCAUGAGACUCUUAGCAGUAGUUGGUAUUCUUUGAUAGAUGUAAUUCUAACUUUUGAGUUAUUGUAGCUUAGCCUGAAUAAAACAUGGAUUUACCUUGACAAUCGUGUUAGGGAAGGGUAGCACGUCUCUUAUGUUCUUUUUUCCAUUUUUGCUGGAUGUAAACAUACAAGUAUUCGGUAGUGGUGCUCAAAUUUGGUUGGUGUA
Molecule: messenger RNA, 3257 nt
Organism: Ricinus communis (castor bean)
Lineage: Eukaryota; Viridiplantae; Streptophyta; Magnoliopsida; Malpighiales; Euphorbiaceae
Exons: 4
Coding region: 635-2935 (766 amino acids)
Molecular function (GO): protein binding; zinc ion binding
Source: RefSeq, a predicted model, not a curated record